GCAGGGCCGGGCCGGGGGCGGUGCCUGCGGAGGAAGCGGCGGGAGCGCUCCGGGCUCGGCGGGAGCGCGGUGCUGCCGCAGCUCCGCACCGAGCCAUGGGCGCCUCUGCCUCCGCGCCGCUGGACGACAGCAAGUGCGCCUACAUCCGAGGGAAAACAGAGGCCACCAUCAAGAACUUCAGCCCCCACUACCGCCGCCAGUACGCCGUGGCUUUCUGCAGGCACGUGCAGGAGGAGCUGGAGCAGCACCGCCACUCCCAGUCCCGCUUCCUGAAAACCAGGCCUGCAAGGGAAGCCGGGACAGUUCUGUACGAAGCAGAGCUGCUGCACUUUGCUGAGGACCUGAAGAAGUGGAAGGACAGAUAUGUUGUGAUCAAAAAUGACUACACUGUGAAUUGCUUUGAGACCAAAGAGGCCUACCAGAAGGGAGCUAGCCCUAAAUAUCACGUUCUUCCUGCAGGAGGCAAAGUCCUGACUUCAGAAGAAGAUUACAAUUUGCUUUCUGAUAAACAUUUUCCAGACCCUGUUGGCUCAAGCGAGGAGGCGGCUGCAGCCUUCGUGCCGCUCCCAAAGGAGUUCCCGGUGUACCUGUGGCAGCCCUUCUCCCGGCACAGCUACUACUGCUUCCCGGAGCCGGGGGCACAGCGCCGCUUCAGCGCCGUGCUGGGCGACUGCGUGCGCCAUUCCAACCACGACUUUCUCAAACAGACCACGUAUGAAGUGGAGGCGUUCUUAGAGGCCAUCCAGUUCUUCCGGCAGGAGAAAGGCCACUAUGGCACGUGGGAGAUGAUAACUGGCAAUGAAAAAGAGAUCCUGAGCAACCUGGUGAUGGAGGAACUGCUGCCUAACCUGCAGACAAUGAUCCUGCCUAAAAUGAAGGGAAAGAGAAAUGACAGGAAACGGGCCUGGUUUGGGAUUGUAGAGGAAACCUAUGGCUUAGUCCAGCAGCAGGUGGCAGAAGGAUUAAGCACCUUGAAAGAAGAAUGCAGAGAAUUUGCAAAAACUCUUGAAGGGACCAUUCGUUCAGACAUGGAUCAGAUUCUGAACUCCAAGAACUUCUUAGCUGGAAAAAUCAAAGCCAGUGUUUCUGAGCCUGCCCAGAAGUGCUGCACAGAGAAUAUCCAGCCAUUCCUCACCUCCAUCCUGGAGGAGCUCAUGGGCCCUGUCAGUUCCGGAUUCACGGAAGUGCGCGCGCUUUUUGACAAGGAAGUGACUGAAAUCAUCCAGGACUUCCAGAAGACCAAUGACAUGACCAGGCUAAAAGAGAAUGUGGAUCAGCUCAUGACCCUGCCCUUCAACUCUUUGAAAAUGGAGCCCUGCUAUCUGAAAGUGAACCUGCUCCAGGAACUCCUGCAGGACCUCAAGAGUCGCUUCAAGGUCUAUCACAUCGAUUUUGUGAUUCAGAGGACACAGAACUUCAUGCAAGAGCUGAUGGAAAAUGCAGUUUAUACAUUUGAGCACUUGUUCUCUCCAAGCCACCAGGCAGACUCAGCCAAAGUUGCAACAACCAUUGAAAAAGUCAAGCUGAGAGUGCUGAAGCAAUAUGACUACGACAGCAGCACCAUCCGCAAGAAGAUAUUCCAAGAGGCACUGGUGCAGAUUACCUUGCCCACAAUGCAGAAGACACUGGCUUCAACAUGCAAACCAGAGCUGCAGAGAUAUGAGCAGUACAUUUUUGCUGAUUACACAAGUGUGAUCCAAGUAGAGAACGUGUAUGAAGAGAUUUUACAUCAGAUGCUGCUUGAAGAGGCCCUGAAAGUGAUCAACGAAGCUGCCGUUCUGAGGAAGCACAACCUGUUUGAGGAUAACCUGAAUGUGCCCUGCGAGAGCGUGUCCAGCCUGACGGAGCUGAGGACCCCCGUGGGAUCAGCACAGGGCACCCCCGCCAAGGCACCCCCAGCUCCCCGGGCCGAGGGCUCGGACACCGAGAGCCACGGGGACGAAACGCUCGUCGUGACAGGGAAAAUCGUCUGGGAGAAGGAUGCUGAGGAGGGAAAGUCACCAGACAAAGAGGCAAGCGCCUUUGCUGGUGCAGCUGGUGAUCAGGCCAGCAGGAGGGAAGCAGUGGCUGUUACAGACAUUGGUGACAAACAGGAGUCCCCUUUGGCUGGCCACACUAAACAAGGAGCUGGAGAGGGAAAAAGUGCAUUGGAGAAUGUAUCAGAGUGUGUAGUGAGCACUGAGGGAGAACUCAAGGCACAACAAAAAACUGUGGAGGAAAAAGUGGCUUCUGGGACUGACACUGCAGUAAAAAAUUUUGAAGCCAGCCCUAAAAAAGAACUGAAGGUACCUGAAGGAGCCGUGGAGGAAGACGUGACUUCAGGGAGUCAAACAGUAACUGCUGUGUCUGCCAGCAGCACUGAGAAAGCAAGCACCGCACAGGAAAAAGUUUCUGAGAUAAAGCUCACUUUCCCACCUGAGAGUGUAACAGAUACAGAGAUUUUAGGGAGUGCAGAAAAGAAAAGUAAGGUAGAAAAUGAAACUAUGGGAAAAUUAUCUCAGAGUGAAAAUGCAGUAGGAACAGGGUUUGAAGGGGAUAGUAAAAAAGGAAGCGGUGUAAGUACUGAGACGAAGAUUGUUUCCCAGGAUGAAAAGACAGGGAAAGCAGAGUUUGGGGAUGGUCCUAAAAAAGAAAGCCAGUCAGAAGAAAAGAGUUGUAAAUCCCCCGAUGAUGUGAAUGAGAUAAGGAGUUUGCUGACGCUGACAGUUGAGAUCCCAGCAGAUACUCCAGCUGAGAACAUAAAGGAGGUCUGUGAGGGUGAGCUGCUGAAGUUGCAGGAGCACCAUAAUGGGAUCUACGAGUUGAGCGAAGUGGCUGUGGCAGAAAUUCAGGUGAGCCAGAAGAUGAAAAGUGAAGAUGCAGCGGAAUGUGUGGAGUUCAAGGAGGAGCGACCGUCCUCAGCCAGCCUGGGGACCGAUGGUACGAGGGUAGAGAGUGUGCCCAGGGGGGCACAAGCACCGUGGCUGGUGGAGAGCUGGGCUCCCCCUCAGGAGGCAAAGGCAGAGGUGGAGAGCAAACCAGGUGUGCGGUACGCAGGGGCGGGAGGUGAGAGGUUGCAGCCAGAGGAACAGACGGGAAUUGCGAUGUAUGGGGAGGAAGGAACAAGGAACAGCCCCGCUGUCCCGGAGGACGGUGGGACACAGAGCCCCUUUCCGAGCCCUGCUGCAGAUGCAGCCACGGGGGACGUGCCCAUCCUGGAUAGAGCCAACCCAGGACUGCUGGAGCCGGUGUCCCUGGAGCCGCAGCAGCGCCGGGAGCAGCCCAGGGCAGACACAGAGCCUGGGCGGCCAGAGGGGGAGCCGGGAGAUCAAUCUUUACACGCAGGAAUUCAGAGCAGCAGAGGAAAAGCGAUUCUCCCAGAAGAGCAUCGAGAAGAUGGUCCUGCACAGCAAAACUCUGAGGAGUAAAGAGCAGCUUUCAGCCCAGCCCUGCAGGACCUAUUCGCUCCAGUAAUCCCUGUUCAGUUUUGAAUAUUUGUUCAGGUCGGGGCUGGAGGAAAUGCGCUUUGUUGUGGCUCCUGCAGGUUUCCCACAAAUCCCUUCCUGAAGCAUGGGUGAUGGGUUUCGUUCUGGUUAAAACCAGAUUACUGCUGAGGAAUCUCAUCUGUCACUUCAAAUCUGCUCCCUUUUAAAGCUAGAGAAAAAGUUUGGAAAUGUGACCACUGAAUGCUUCAAAUGCCCAACUAUCAUCAACCUAUUUUAACAACUUAGCUGUUCUUAGGGAUCCUCUUGAUUUUUAAAUGCAUGGUUUUGACAAGUACCGCUCUGAUUCUGGUGGUUGGUACAUACAUACUCGAGGAUGCUUUUAGUAUUUGCAUGCAGUAUACAGGAAACAAAAACAUUUUUUAGUAGUAAACAGAACCAAAUAGUUGAUUUAGUAGAUUGCUGAAAAGCCACACUGUGCAAAAUCUGCAAACUCAUUACUUAAUUAUUUUCAAGUUUUGGCAGAUAUCAAAGACAAGCAAAUAUUCUGAUUUUUUUUUUCUCUUAUUGCUGUAUUUAAAAAGGGGAAAGUAUGGGAGCAGGUUUCUCAGUCCCACUCUGCACUUCGGGGUUAUUUAGCCUUCCAGAGCACUUUAUGGCUAUUUUGUUUUGUUUUGUUUUAUGGAAGGGAGAGAAGAGAAUGUUUACAAUAACUAUAACCAUUGGGCAGCAUUUCUCUGGUUUAAAUCCCACCAUAAAAUAGAUUCACUUACAGCUGUUUCAUAGAGAAUAUUGAGUCCUGCCAUUCCCAUUCCCACUGAGUUACUCAGGUCUGUAGACCUUUUUAGGUGUGGAAGUCAUGUAAUAAGUGGCAACAAUUGUGAAAUACUAGAAUCAUUGCAUCUAAUUUCUAAUGCAGAUGUUAACUGAAGUGACCAGGCAGCCAGAGGUUGUUUUUCAUGUGCUUAGAUUUUGGAGGGCAGAAUCACAUUACAAAAGCAGUUAUUAAAAUGAGACAGUUGCUUUCAUACACACGAUCUGUAUCAAGCCAUGAUCUUGGCACAGAGUUGCUUAAAUGUGUUUUUUGCAUCUCAGUUUGCACAGCAAAGCUUGGAGAUGAAACCCAGUAUUUUAGUAAAUUGGCCUUUCAAAUGCAAGACCUCACUUUAGAGGUCAGUUUAAAGCACCUUGAAAAUCUGGGCCGGUAUUUUGAGCCUGUUUCUGAAUGUCAUACAGUGCAGGACAGCAAAGAUUAAUUAUAAUUGCAGCAAGGACUGUAGGAUUUAUGCCCAUAAAGACAUGGGAAGAAAUAACAAAGUCCUAGUAAUAUAAUAUGUGUUAGCAUUUAACUUCAGCAAACUGUGCAAAGUCUUUUAAUGCUAUCAAAAUAUUCUUUAUUACUAAGAGAAAAUUGACACUAGAGGAACAGGCAAAUAUUACUGUGUGAGGAAGGAACCUUGCUGAGUAACUGGAUUAACUACUCUGUCACUACAGUAAAAUAAAUGCAGUUCCUAUUUAUUCUAGAAGCUGUACUGUGGUAUGGAAACGUGAAGGUCACAGACAUUUUUCUUGCAGAAGUACUUUGACUCGUUUCCUCCUUAUAUUUCAUGCAGAAAUACGAAUUUGGAAACAUACAAACCACUGCCAGCAUAUUUUUUUUUACGAAUCAUUGGUUAUUUCACUGUCAGCUGCUUCACUUUUACAAAUCAUUAACUAUCUUAAAUUGGUACUGAGUGUUAAGUGAUUUCAAAUUUAUAAAGUGCUCUAGAGUUAAGCAGCAGCAAGCAGCCCUUUUAUGCUAAAAUUAAGGGACAUUAUGUGGUUUUAAUACUUUUUUUGUAUGAAAGACAGCAUGGCAGCAAAAAAGACUGCAGCCUCCUGCAAAAGGAAACUAAUUCAUUCUAAUAUGAAUUAGAUACAUCUGUACAGAGAGCAUUUUGCAUAAGUAUUUCCAUAAUGGUAAUAUUGGAGUUAUUUCUGUGGCAGGCCUAGAUCUGGUUAAUAUUUUCCUGUGAUACGUGUUGCAUUGCUGAAUGCAGAUGCUCAGAUGUUUUUCACCAGUGAGAUGGGUAAGGAUGGGGGAAAUUCAGCCUAUAUAAUUUAAAUUGCAGUUCCUUGUGGCCAUGGGACUUUUUUCCUGGUUUGGGGUAUUUUCUGUCCAUUUGCAAAUGGAUAAAGUAGUGCUUUCCUAGUCUUUACCACAAUUGGUUAGCAGCGACAGCUUGGUUAGCAGAGCUCAGCAAUCAGCAAGGUUAUGUGGGACCACUGAUCAGAAAUUAUAAUAAUGGAGCCAUUCCGUUGUUUUUGUUGCUUUCUUAGUUUCCUUCACAAACCGGGAACUGUAAUAAAUAAAUCGCUUUUCACGGCCCACGGCCGAGAGUCGGGUGCCCUGAGGGGAGCGGGCUGGGGUGUGGAGCUCCCUGGCGUUCCUUCCCCCUGUUAAGGGCCAGGACAUGAAACACAUUUAUUUGUAUUUGCUUGGAACUUUGUACAAACGCUUGUCACGGAAAUAAAGACGCUCUUC
Molecule: messenger RNA, 5946 nt
Organism: Camarhynchus parvulus
Lineage: Eukaryota; Metazoa; Chordata; Aves; Passeriformes; Thraupidae
Gene: NIBAN1
Product: niban apoptosis regulator 1
Exons: 14
Coding region: 96-3407 (1103 amino acids)
Source: RefSeq, a predicted model, not a curated record